AAAAAAAAAACAAAAAUAGGAAAAAUAAAGGAGGACGCUUCCCACACCCGCCGAAAGAAAAAAUCAAAGGGUAACGUACCAGCACCAGGCACUGCGCACCAGGGCAUGGGAGUAACGGAGCAAACAGGGCAAAGAGGCGGCAGAUGGGCAGACAGCCAGACGUACAAAAACAAAGGCAACAGCAAAGCGAGAUCAAGGUACCCAACACAGCAGAGUAGGCAGGGAGGUCAUGAAAAAAAGAAACACAGCACAGAGGCCGAAGGCAAUAAAAAGGACAUACAUAAAGGAGUAUAGCAUACGGCAGGGAGGGAAACAGGGCGCAACAACAUCAGCCGGGUACAUAGUUCGCCACAAGCGCUGCCUCGGCCGCCCUACUCGCUUCUACAG
This is a messenger RNA of Ectocarpus sp. CCAP 1310/34, 387 nucleotides long. Lineage: Eukaryota; Phaeophyceae; Ectocarpales; Ectocarpaceae. The record is from the annotation of a GenBank genome assembly.